Molecule: messenger RNA, 318 nt
Organism: Saxophila tyrrhenica
Lineage: Eukaryota; Fungi; Ascomycota; Dothideomycetes; Mycosphaerellales; Extremaceae
Exons: 1
Coding region: 1-318 (105 amino acids)
Source: RefSeq, a predicted model, not a curated record
AUGGACGAAUCUUCUGGACACCAUCUCAGUGGUGUGCUUCAAUUCGACGACCGAGAGAAGUACGACGCUGCACAGAAUGACGGACGAACCAAGGAGUUGCUCGACGACAUCGGGAAAGGGCGUUUUACGAGAAGCCAGCCAAUCUUCCUGACAGGAGGUUUGCUGGUGGAGACAGCGCGGAAGGUUAAGGGCGGCUUAAAUCAGAAUGGCGCGAAAGGCAUCGUCAGCCGGGAUGUGGGAGUAUGCUCUGAUUCUGCUUCAGUAGCCAAGGGUGAUAUCGUGGGCAUGCUGUUUCGAAUAGACCCGAUUCAGUUGUGA